UGUCCGAGGGGGAGUUUUGCCUUAUCUUGUCUUUGCGGCAGUGUUCCUGGUGUUUGAAGUAGAUAUGCUUUGCAGAGCUUUAGGUCUAUCCAGGAUGCAACACAACCAGGUCUUCGUGAUUCAGGUGUCUAGCGGGGCGGGAGGGGCCAAGCACCCACCCCUUGCACUGCCCCCAGCCUCGCCCGACCCAGCCGACCUUCCCGUCCUGCCCUCUGAAGUCAAGUAUUCGGCCACGCUUGUGAGAGGGCUUGGGGCGGCCCACCUCUUCCUCGGGGCUGUUCUGUUCAUGCUGGGAGUCUUGGGCACUUGGGUGGAGCCGGAGACAUGCUGGGCGGGAGCGGGCGUGUGGACAGGACUCGCGGCCCUUCUCUGCGGGUUCUCGGGUCUCGUGGCGCAUUGCUUCUGGUACAAGAACUUCAGCAUCAAGGCGUUCCUGGUGACGUCCGUGGUGUGCGUGGUGCUGAGCGUGCUGGCGGUGGUGCUGAGCAUAUACGCGAUUGUUAACAGGCACAAGCACUUCCAGGCGCUUUUGGAGGAGAUGGACGAGAACACGUGGUUCCAGCCCUACGAUCUCAACAAGGAGCAUCAACUCACACUCAGCAUCAGCGCUAAUCUCCUUGUGGGCUUCUUCCUCGAACUCCUCCUCUCGCUCUGGUCUUCGAGGGUGAGCUGGCGCGGCGUCCAGAGCCCAGAGUUCAGCGUCGCCUCGAACAAGAGAGAUGCGGAGGGUGUUGACAGCAGUGUGACGCCCCUACCGCCGAGAACUGGCCAGCAGGUUCCUCUUGCGGCCUUGUAUCAGUUGCUGCAGACUCACCCCGAGAUGCUAGGAAACAAGAGCCUGGAAGCUGGUCUGGUUCCCUCAUGGCUACCAAACAGCCUCACUGACCACCCAACACACCACUCAAUGGACUACCAAGAACGUGUCAACCGGUACCUCUCACACGCCAUCGACCAGACCUCCUGCAGACCGCUCUCAACCCUUCAGAGCGAGACCAGGGACAGCGCCACGGCCUCUACCUCAAGUGGCGGUCGCUGCAGCCCCACGGAGACCAUUCCCAUGCCCCCACCAGACCCCGGCCAUGAGAAGGAAAUGUUAGAGAGGGAGAUGCAGGAACGAUACCCUGGUGAUAGGAAAGGGAGGUUGGAUGGGCUAGCAAAUGGGGAUUCCAGUAGCUUGGGAAAAGUUAAACACACACAUGUAGAUUCACUGAUACAGGGAGAUGCAGGGACACAGAGGAAAGGAAAACAGGGUAGCGUAGAAGCCUUACCAAUUGGAGACACUGACAGGAAAGGCAGGUUAGCAAAUGGGGACUCCAGUAGCUUAGGGAAGGUUAAGUACACACACGUAGAUUCACUGAUACAGGGAGAUGUCGGACCGCAAAAGAAGGGUAAGCAAGGCAGCGUAGAAGCUUUGCCAAUCGUAGACAGUGAGCGAAAGGGAAAACAGACGUACGUGGAGAUCUUACGAAGCAGGAGAGGGUCGGAAAGCAAGCCCAAAGCACCACUUCCGAAGGUCAAAAAUACGGAAGGUUCUAAAUCGACCGAGACUUCCGUGAAAGGUUCUGUAAGCAAGGAUGAGUCUGUGAAGAAGGAAGAGGAGAAGGAGAAGGUGACAACUGAGGAGAGGCAGAAGAAGAUGGGGACAGAGAAGAGCGAGAAGCAGGGAAGAGAAGGAGGAGGAGGAGGAGAGUUGGUUUCGAGCGAGAGGAAGAUGAUGGAAAAGGAGGAAGAGGAGAGGAGUGAAAAGCCGAAGAUGGACGCAGAGAGGAAAAGUUACGGGGAGGAAAUUAAGGAAAAGAAAGAGAAAGGAGACAUUGCCAUAGUCCUUAAAGCCACAGAGAAGAACGAAAAGAAGGAAAAGAAGGAAGAAAAUGAAGAAAGCAACAUUGCCGUCAUUCACAAACACCCCGAAUUUAAGAACCAAAAGGAGGAGGAAGAGGAAGGGAAGAAAAAGAAGAAUGAGAAUAAGAAACAGAAGGAAGAGAAAGAAGAAGCAGAAAAAGAAAACACAAGAAACACCAGAAACGUGAACGAAAGAGAGGAAGAAAAGGAGAAGAGAGGAAGAGACAAACAGAGAGAGAAAUCACAAACAUCGGAUAACCAAACAGACCAGAAGGAGAGGAAUAAAAGAGGAACAGAGGAACCAAACAAGAAUUACAAGGAAGAGGAAAAAAGAAAGACAGAGAAAGAGAAAACGGGGAUUGAUAAUCUAAGCGAAGGGAAGAAGGAGGAGAAGGAAAGAAGGGAGAAAAGUCCCCCAUGA
Molecule: messenger RNA, 2263 nt
Organism: Eriocheir sinensis (Chinese mitten crab)
Lineage: Eukaryota; Metazoa; Arthropoda; Malacostraca; Decapoda; Varunidae
Product: DNA ligase 1-like
Exons: 5
Coding region: 65-2263 (732 amino acids)
Cellular component (GO): membrane
Source: RefSeq, a predicted model, not a curated record